AUGAGAGAGGCCAAAGUUGGCGGUAACCAUACGUACAUGUAUUGCGAUCAACUUGUUGACCACUUCACCGAUAACAGAGCUCAUGCCCGGGAGAAAUGGUGCCAAAAGUAUUUAUAUAACGAUGAGUUUUCAUCUAGGGAUAGGUGCCAUAGGCCGGUCGUCCUCCUCUACACUGGAGGGGAGUCUCCAGGCCUAAGUGACGAUAUCGUUACUGCAUCGAAUGUCGCGGAUGACAUGAUGUCUCUUGCGAAGGAGAUCGGAGCUGUCGCGAUGGCUCUUGAACACAGAUACUAUGGGGUAGAGAAACCGACAAAAAAGCUGUCCCGUAAAGUACUGGAGAAGACCUUCACAGUCGACCAAGCCUUGGCUGAUGUCGCACGCUUCCGAGACUAUGCCGCUACUAAAUACAAUCUCGAGAACGCUCAGUUCGUCACAUUCGGUGGGAGCUAUCCAGGAGUUGUAGCUGCCUGGGCUCGGGCUGUCUAUCCAGAGAGUUCGUUGCAGCUAUAUAAUAACGCAGCUGCCGAUGCCUUCGCCAACGAGUUAGUCGGAGGAAGUAUCGCUUGCGCUACCGCUAUAAAGCAAGCCCACGCUGAAGUGGGACAGAUGCUCGAGGACGAGAAACUGAGACGAAAACUGGAGAGGACUUUUAAUAUUUGUGGUACGAACAUGCUAGAAGAACAUGAUAAUAGGAGACUAUGGACUGCUGAAGGUGUACUGAGUUUUUCAGUGCAGUCAAACGAUCCUCGAUGCGAGGGUGACUUGUGCAACAUCGAAAAGAUUUGCAGUCGUUUCACUGAUCCCAAACGACCAGCGUCAUUAGUGGAGGGCCUGGCAGAGGUUAGUAGAAGUCGAACGAAAGAAUGUGUAGAUGUCGACUUCGAGGAAGUUGCUCGCAUGUAUAGAAAUGAGUCAUACGCUGACUGGAUGAAGAUGUGGGUCUUCCAAACCUGCAACGAGUUUGGAUUCUAUCAAACCUGUGACUCGUCGAAGAACUGUCUGUGGCCUCCGCGGCUCAAUGAUCUCAAGUGGAAUAUGAAACUCUGCGAAAUAGGCUGGGACUUUACUCCAGAAGAAAUAUCGGCUAAUAUACAGCAUACGAACAGAAAGUAUGGAGGCUUAUCGCUCAACGCUUCACGCAUCCUCUCCGUCAACGGUGGUGUGGAUCCCUGGCAUCGCCUAGCGCUCGUAACGUCAGAUAACUACGAACGACCAACUAUUUGGGUCCCUGGAGCCUCUCAUCACUACUGGACUCACAGAGGGAGCGAGGAAGUGGAUCAAAACAUUGCACGCGCUCGUUCGGGAAUACGCGAUGUAGUCAAGCAGUGGCUCGAAGAAGAUGCUGGGACCUUCGUGCCAGAGAUGAUGGUGUGA
Messenger RNA from Perkinsus marinus ATCC 50983, 1374 nucleotides. RefSeq lists its product as hypothetical. The transcript is spliced from 13 exons. Gene Ontology annotation, molecular function: dipeptidyl-peptidase activity; serine-type exopeptidase activity. Bases 1 to 1374 code for a protein of 457 amino acids. Gene Ontology annotation, biological process: proteolysis. Lineage: Eukaryota; Perkinsozoa; Perkinsida; Perkinsidae. The record is from RefSeq and is a predicted model, not a curated record.